UGCCGGCGUUCAAAUCCUCCGCCUCCCCCGCCCGCCCCUCACCCAGCGGCCCCGGCGCGGCGGCGGCGUGAGCCUCCCGCGCCUUCCCCGGCAGCCACCUGCGGCGGAAUCCCCGAGGAGCUUUCUCUGUGGAAGAGUUAACAGUGAAGAGACCUCGGUGUUGGAUUGGCAGAGGCUGGGAGUGUCUGUGAGUUUGGCAUCUGUAUGGUCUGGUAGGAGUGGACUCUUAACCUUUGGAAAAAGCAGGAAAAUGGCAUCAGAAGAUAUCACUAAGCUUGCAGAGUCACUUGCCAAAACCAAAGUGGGUGGUGGACAAUUGAGCUUCAAAGGGCAGAGCCUUAAACUCAACACAGCUGAAGAUGCUGAAAAAGUCAUCAAGCAAAUUGAGGAAUUUGAUGGCCUGGAAGCCUUGCGCCUGGAAGGCAACACAGUGGGUGUGGAGGCAGCAAAGGUUAUUGCCAAAGCCUUGGAGAAGAAAAGUGAGCUCAAGAGGUGUCAUUGGAGUGACAUGUUCACAGGCAGGCUAAGGUCUGAGAUCCCUCCUGCUUUGAUCUCUUUAGGGGAUGCACUCAUAGCUGCUGGAGCCCAGCUGGUGGAGUUGGACCUGAGUGACAAUGCCUUUGGGCCAGACGGUGUGCGUGGCUUUGAGGCUCUGCUGAAGAGCCCUGCAUGCUACACUCUGCAGGAACUCAAGCUCAAUAACUGUGGCAUGGGCAUUGGUGGUGGCAAGAUAUUGGCAGCUGCUCUGAAAGAGUGUCACAGGAAGUCAAGUGCCCAGGGCAAACCUCUUGCUUUAAAAAUAUUUGUGGCUGGCAGAAAUCGUCUGGAGAAUGAUGGUGCCACUGCUCUGGCUGAAGCCUUUGGGAUCAUUGGAACUUUAGAAGAGGUCCAUAUGCCACAGAAUGGAAUUAACCAUCCUGGCAUAACAGCACUGGCACAGGCCUUUGCUAUCAAUCCACUGCUUAAGGUUAUAAACUUGAAUGACAACACCUUCACAGAGAAAGGAGCUGUGGCCAUGGCAGAGACUCUGAAGGCACUUCGGCAGAUUGAAGUAAUCAACUUUGGGGACUGCCUGGUGCGUUCCAAGGGUGCUGUUGCUAUUGCUGAUGCUGUUAAAGAAGGGCUUCACAAAUUAAAGGAACUGAAUUUGUCUUUCUGUGAGAUCAAACGAGAUGCUGCUCUGACUGUUGCUGAAGCUAUUGAAGAUAAGACAGAGUUGGAGAAGUUGGAUCUCAAUGGUAACUGUCUGGGAGAGGAGGUGUGUGAGCAACUCCAUGAGAUCCUUGAAGGCUUCAAUAUGGCAUCAGUGCUGGGAUCUUUGAGUGAUGAUGAAGGGGAGGAGGAUGAGGAGGAGGAAGAGGAAGAUGAGGAGGAGGAGGAGGAAGAGGAGGAGGAACAACAACAGCUGAAGGAGAGAGAGGAAGAACAGGAGUCACUGACUCCUAAGAAGAUAAUUGAUUCACAGGCUUCAACUCCAGUGCUCUCUCCUCCUGUGGAUGUUGCCACAUUCCUUGCUUUCCCAUCACCAGAGAAGCUGCUGCGACUAGGACCAAAGUGCUCUGUGCUGAUAGCUCAGCAGACAGAUACAUCUGAUGUAGAGAAAGUAGUUGCAACCCUCCUAAGGAUAUCCUCAGUCUUCAAAGAUGAAGCCCCUGUGAAAACAGCAGUGCAUGAGACAACAGAUGCCUUGAUGAGGAAAGCCUUCAGUUCUGCCACAUUUAAUUCAGAUGCAUUCGUCACAAACCUUUUGGUCCACAUGGGACUACUUAAGAGUGAAGAGAAGAUCAAAACUGUUCCAAGCCUCUAUGGUAUUCUUAUGACCUUGAACCAUAUGGUCCAGCAGGAUUAUUUCCCUAAAUCCCUGGUCCCAGUUCUCUCAGCUUUUGUUACAAAACCCAACCGUGCUCUUGACUCCUGUUCAUUUGCUCGCCACAUGCUCUUACAGACCCUCCACCAGCUGUAAGAGACAAGAGAUGUGCCCUUCCUUCCUCAUAGGACUCAUCAGCAGAGAACUUGGAGCCACAAAGUGGGAAAGGAUCCCACAGCCCAUACAGACAUGUUGGCUUUUUUUUUUUUUUUUUUCUCCCUGUAGGAAGUCUGUCCUUCCUUCUGCUUUCAUAAACUUGAACAAAUCCUGCUGAAUUGUCUUCCUAAUCCUCUUGAAGUGAUUCCCUGGCCUGUAGGGCAGGUGCUUACGCUACAAUAAGUCUGUACUGCUGUGAGCUCGGCAUGAAUUGAAGAGUUCUCCAUUUUGGUUGCAUUGGCAAGGGUGCCAAGACUAACGUGGGGCCCAGAAGGGUUCU
Messenger RNA from Parus major (Great Tit), 2303 nucleotides. RefSeq names its product Ran GTPase activating protein 1 (gene RANGAP1). Gene Ontology annotation, cellular component: nucleus; perinuclear region of cytoplasm; cytosol. Gene Ontology annotation, molecular function: small GTPase binding; GTPase activator activity. Bases 251 to 1963 code for a protein of 570 amino acids. Gene Ontology annotation, biological process: activation of GTPase activity; signal transduction; nucleocytoplasmic transport. The record is from RefSeq and is a predicted model, not a curated record. NCBI's taxonomy places the organism in Eukaryota, Metazoa, Chordata, Aves, Passeriformes, Paridae. The transcript has 18 exons.